GAGGCAACGCCAUUUUUGCAUCGGCAUAGGGAAAGUGUUUUGGUGCGGGGUGGAAGACGAAUAGUGGUUGAUGAUGGCAGAUAAGUACAAUGAUUCGAACGGAGAAUAUGCCGGCGAUUUCAAGAGGAGGACCCAGAUGGAGAAAGAUGGGGGUGGCAUAGUUGCAGUCGGUGGAGGUGGCGUCGACGGCUCCGAGGUCGACAACGACGAAUCGAACCCGGCGAUGAUGAAAGCCAGCGAAUAUAUCAGCGAGCUCCUGCAGGAGAAGCUUGCGAUCGAUUCCCUCAAAUACCCGAACACAAUUCGUUUAAUCGAUCAAGAGAUCGCAAAAGUCCAGGCAAUCGGGAAGGUUCCAGCGAAGGAUCUGAAAUAUGUUGAUAUCUACAGGGAGCGACCCAUGAAAGUUUCCGUCAAAGUUCUCGUUCCGGUCAAAGAGCAUCCUAAGUUUAAUUUUGUUGGUAAACUACUGGGACCGAAAGGCAACUCGAUGAAACGGCUCCAGGAAGAAACAAUGUGUAAGAUGGCUGUUCUGGGUCGUGGGUCAAUGAAGGACCGCAACAAGGAGGAAGAACUAAGACAGUCAUGCGAUUCAAAGUAUGCUCACCUAAGCGAUGACCUUCACGUGGAGAUAUCAGCCCUAGGACCACCUGCGGAGGCACACGCUAGGGUUGCCUUCGCCCUGGCGGAGGUCAGAAAGUAUCUUAUACCAGACAACAAUGAUAACAUCCGGCAGGAGCAGAUGCGCGAGAUGGAGAUAAUGACGGCUAUACCGAACGAGCGCGAGUCCACCAGACGCACCAGCAUCCUCAGAAGCAGCUCUCGUUCAGCGCGCGGUAGCCCUUUCAAUGGUUUACCAGCUGUUUCGGCUUCUGUUCCAAGAGCACCUCUGCAGAUGAGGACUGCCACCAGGACACCGGUCGUCACACCACGCGUAAUGCCAGCGAAAACAAAAAUCUUGUCUAUUUUAGAUAGAGCGAGGAUCGCGAUGGAAGAAAGCUACGGCUACGAGGAGCCCUACGAGCCCACCGAACCUUCCUAUGAACACUACAGUCCGCCUCCAAGCCACUACAGAUCGGGUACCUCCAGCCACCAUUACGACACACCUGAGUACGACACGGAAUACUACAGGGAAAGCUCUAGCUCAUAUGAGCCUUCGUCUCAUCGUUGGAAGUCUUACAAAGCUUCGAGUACGUCGAGCUCGAGGCAUAGUGAAUCUUCACGGUAUCGUUCUUCACCGUACACACGACCUACGAAAUAAUACUUAAUUUUAAAAAUACAAACAAAAUCACCAAAAUGAACUUUUUAACAAAGCCCUAUGCUUCUGGUAUAAAAUUAAACUCAACAGGUUUAUGAUAUAAGGUCCACUUUGGGAACAACUGAAACUCUGAAACUGUGAUAAACAUUUGUGAUAUUUCACCUACGAUUAAAAAUAUUUUACUCCCUUAUUUUUUUUUAUAUUUUUU
Molecule: messenger RNA, 1463 nt
Organism: Nicrophorus vespilloides
Lineage: Eukaryota; Metazoa; Arthropoda; Insecta; Coleoptera; Silphidae
Gene: qkr54B
Product: KH domain-containing, RNA-binding, signal transduction-associated protein 2-like
Exons: 6
Coding region: 71-1258 (395 amino acids)
Biological process (GO): regulation of alternative mRNA splicing, via spliceosome
Cellular component (GO): nucleus
Molecular function (GO): mRNA binding
Source: RefSeq, a predicted model, not a curated record